UGUACAAUGGUAGGUAUACGGUUAUCAAUCAGUCAAGUCGAUAUAAUUUAGAUUUAUGAAUAUGUUUUCUAUUUACAUUUUAACCUUGAGACGGAUAAUAAAAUCGGAGAAUGCACAGAGAAAUAAAUAAGGGAUAAUUCAUUUUUUAAACAAAGUUUUAGCUAAGUAAUUAACUUUUUAAUAUCGACAAACUCAACAAUUAUAAUUAAACGAGAAUAUCUUGAUUGUGUUGCAUUGAAACAUUUUCUUCCUUUUUAUUCUUCUAGUAUUGCGGAUCUCCAAGAACGUGGUGUACCUGGGUACCAGAAUAAAUAUAUUCUCGAUUGACUUAAUGAAAGGGCUUAUUACUUUCACUUGACCUUUUUAUCUUCUAUUAACGUGUACGUGUUGCAUCACUGUGCCCUUUUUUUAUCGUGGAGUGGCCUUACGCAUACUACCCUUGCAAAGAUAAGGGUGGCAAAGUCGGAUUUGCGCCGAAUAAAAUCCCACGGUGGUCUUCAACUGCGAUAUUAGGGAACCGCAGGAUCUCCAAAUGGAAAACUACCGCCGCCCCCCAAGACGCUUUGCAAUUAAAUAGUUGUCCUCCUACUAUAGCCACCGGUCACUUCUCGGGGAUGCACUACCGGGGGAUCUGGGCCCUAAACCUGACCAUUUGCAACCCUAAAAAUUUGCUAGAUAUGAAUUAAGGGAAAACCCGCGUCAUUACUGACGGUCUCCGCGAGGCGCACCAAGGCCACGAGGGCGACGUCUUUUUGCGGGAUCUGCUCUGACACGAGACCGCUCAGCAGCUUCCUUUUUUACAAUCAAGGUUUUACAGAAGGAAGCUACUGCUCUCCAAUUCGAAAUCUCAUUCAGGCAUCAGUGUGCCCUUGAUCGGCACUUACCUCCGAGAAAAAUUAAAAAACAUUGUAAAUUAAAAGGUCAAACUUAAGCACCGUCUACUUUGUGCUCUACUCUUUGCAAAUUGAGUUUGACAAUUAAGUGACAUUGUGACAACUGUCAAUCAAAAGGACGUUUAAAUGUAAAUACAGGAGUUGAAUUUUUAAUUAUCAAUUAAUGUUAUUUCAAAAUGAAAUAAAUAAAAUGUGUAAUUUGAACAAAAAACUCAAAAUUAAACGAAGCGGGUGUAUGUGAACGAAAUUUUAAAAGGUACGUUAAGAUCGUUUAAAUGUUUAAUGUGUUUGAGCAAUGAAAGCAGUGGAUAAACUGCAAUUUAAUCUUAUGGAAAAGGAUAUAAAAGUAAUUAAAAAGGCGAAUGACAUGUCUAUGAAACCCGAAGAUAUACCCGGAUUAAUAGAAGAACAUUAUGAAAACGAAACGGAGGAAAAAGAUAAUUCGAGUGAAUUAAACAUUGAACAUCUGUGUCGAAUAUGUUUAUUAACAAGAAAAACUUUGUUUACUUCAUUAUCUGAGACUUGCGAAGAUUUACUUGAUAUGUAUUUUGCUGUAACAUCAAUAAAAGUUGAUAAGGAAAGUUUUAUAUUUAAGAUAUGUGAAAGAUGUAAAAUGGAUCUUACAUUUUUCUAUGAUUUUAAAAACAAAUGCCUAAAAUCUGAUUUAAUUUUCAAGACCCUCAUUGAUGAAAUAAAAACAAAUGAAGGUGAUGGCACAAGACCUACUAUUAAAAUUGAAAAUAGCUGGACAGAAACAGAAGAAGAUAUUGAGCAUGAAGAUGUACAAUAUCUGGAUGACACCCUUGAUUAUGAUAUGGUUGAUGACAAUGAUGAGAGAAUCAGUGUAACAAUAAGAAGGGAAAUAGAUACUGCAAAGAAUAAACGAAAGGCAAAUCCAGAUUCAAGACGCCGAAAUAAAAAUAAAUUGAAGCAAAAAUAUAAUUGUGCAAUGUGUCCUAAGAAAUUUCUUAAGGCACAAAUACUAAAAGAUCAUAUGAAAAGUGAGCAUUGGACGCAGCUAUCUCACUCUUGCAAUCAAUGCAACAAUUCAUUCUCUUCAGAGCAUGAUUUGCAGCUCCAUUUGCCGAUACAUUCCAAAACUGAUGUAUGGACUUGUAAGGAAUGCAGCAAACAGUUUAAUGGUGAGCAGAUUUUUUUUCUUAUAUUUAGAUCAGGAGAGAAGCCGUACACUUGCAAAGUUUGCGAGCGCAAGUUCGGCUGCGGGUCUUCUCUGAAGAAUCACAUGACCACUCACACCGGCGACAAGCCCUACCAGUGCACCGUCUGCAACAAGAAGUUUUCUCGUAGCAACAUGCGGCUGCACAUGGCGAUGCACACAGGCGAGCGGCCGCACGCGUGCGCCGCCUGCGGGAAGCGCUUCGCGCGCCCCUGGGCACUGCGCGAGCACAGCCGCCUGCACACAGGAGAAAAACCGUUCGAAUGCGCGAAGUGUAACGAUAAGUUUUCCAGCAAGUCUCAACUGAUGAGACAUUUUAAAGCACGUCACGAGAAAAAUAAUAAACCAGUUAAGAAAGUUGUUCAAAAACCAAAAAUAUCAAAACCUUACGUACUACCUGACAAAAUAGUAUUUUCUGAUGAUAGAAAUGAAACAAUCGAACAAGAAAAUGCUAGAGAAGAAAAUGUAUUACAAAAUAAUUUGAACACAGAUUCAAAAAUUAUGAGUCCUCAUGAUGUACCAUUAGUGACGGAAGAAGUGAUAUUACAAGACAACGAUGAUAAAAUAGAUUUAAUAGAAAACCAUGAAACUAGUCAAUAUCUUACACGGGAACAAGCAAGUGAACAAUUAAAAAGCCACAUACAUUAUAUAGAAAUGACUGAAAAUGGACCUAAUAUCUCAUCUGCCAUUUUAGAAGAUGGAGGAAUAAAACUGUACCAAUUAGAUCAAAUACACAGAUCUGGUAGAGAAUUAACUGUACAUAAAGUAACCAGUAUGAAGACCAAUUUUUAACACAUUCAGGGCUACAAUUGAAAAGUGAGUUCAUUAUCAGUGGCAUUGAGUGUAUUGAAAUAUUUUAGUUGUAAUUAUUAUUUAUAAAUGGAAUUAUUUUUAUUGA
Molecule: messenger RNA, 2968 nt
Organism: Papilio polytes (common Mormon)
Lineage: Eukaryota; Metazoa; Arthropoda; Insecta; Lepidoptera; Papilionidae
Product: zinc finger protein Xfin-like
Exons: 10
Coding region: 1189-2862 (557 amino acids)
Biological process (GO): regulation of transcription by RNA polymerase II
Cellular component (GO): nucleus
Molecular function (GO): DNA-binding transcription factor activity; zinc ion binding; RNA polymerase II cis-regulatory region sequence-specific DNA binding
Source: RefSeq, a predicted model, not a curated record